GGGUACAGUAGGAUGACUGGUAAGACUCCCACCAGCAACGUGACCAACAAGAAUGACCCGCGUUCCCUCAACUCCAGAGUCUUCAUCGGCAACCUCAACACGGCGGCGGUCACCAAGGCCGACAUCGAAGCCCUCUUCGCCAAGUACGGCAGGAUCGUGGGCUGCUCCGUCCACAAGGGCUUCGCCUUCGUCCAGUACGGCAGCGAGAGGAACGCACGAGUGGCUGUAGCAAGGGAGAACGCCAGGGUCGUCGCUGGACAGCCCUUGG
Molecule: messenger RNA, 268 nt
Organism: Coregonus clupeaformis (lake whitefish)
Lineage: Eukaryota; Metazoa; Chordata; Actinopteri; Salmoniformes; Salmonidae
Product: RNA-binding Raly-like protein
Exons: 1
Cellular component (GO): nucleus
Molecular function (GO): RNA binding
Source: RefSeq, a predicted model, not a curated record